GCUUGGAGCACCUAAAAUAAAUCAAAUCAAUUUCACAGAGAAUUCACAGUACAUAUAUUUCGUAUAUAUAUUUAUUUUUGGUUUUCGUCCAAGAUGUCUGCUGAAAUCGAAGAUAUCCUGAAGCGCUACAGCAACUAUCCGAAUGUGGCGGGCAUCAUAAUUGUGGAUGCCUUUGCCAUACCCAUCAAGACCACCAUGGAGUACACACUGACUGUCCAUUAUACGGCCCUCGCCAAUAAUCUGCUGUUGAAGGGCUCAAAGAUGAUCCAGAAUAUGGAUGCCUCGAAUGAAUUGACAUCUCUACGCUUGCGCACCCUCAACCACGAGGUGAUGAUUCUACCCGAAGAGAAUUUCUUCAUCAUUGUGGUGCAGAAGCCAGGUCAAUGAUUUAUUUUGGCUUACCAAUGCGUUAAAUAAACUAUGUUUUUGGGUGUGCCUGCCCACUGCAAUUGGC
Messenger RNA from Drosophila obscura, 454 nucleotides. RefSeq names its product dynein light chain roadblock-type 2. Gene Ontology annotation, biological process: microtubule-based movement. The coding region runs from base 94 to 387 and encodes 97 amino acids. Gene Ontology annotation, molecular function: dynein intermediate chain binding. The transcript has a single exon. Gene Ontology annotation, cellular component: centrosome; cytoplasmic dynein complex; cytoplasm. The record is from RefSeq and is a predicted model, not a curated record. Lineage: Eukaryota; Metazoa; Arthropoda; Insecta; Diptera; Drosophilidae.